Trypanosoma rangeli is the source of this 705-nucleotide messenger RNA. Its product is annotated as methyltransferase type 12. The transcript has a single exon. Gene Ontology annotation, biological process: RNA methylation; siRNA processing; piRNA processing. The record is from RefSeq and is a predicted model, not a curated record. Gene Ontology annotation, molecular function: O-methyltransferase activity; RNA methyltransferase activity. NCBI's taxonomy places the organism in Eukaryota, Euglenozoa, Kinetoplastea, Trypanosomatida, Trypanosomatidae. The coding region runs from base 1 to 705 and encodes 234 amino acids. Gene Ontology annotation, cellular component: nucleus; cytoplasm.
AUGGCAAUUGACUUGAACGAGGAAUUCAUUCGCGAGGCCAGCGUUGUGGCGCCUCCCUCUGUCUUAUUGUCUCCAGUUGCGUAUCUGCAUCCUAUGCGUAUUGAGUUUGUUCGGGGUGACCUCACGAGGCCACCAUGCCUCUCGUGUUGCAAAGACCGAUUUGAUGGGGAGGAGGAAAGCUUAAACGUGUCACCCGUCACUUCCUCGCUUUUACACUUGCCACACUUUGAUGCGGUUAUUUCGGUGGAAGUGUUGGAUAACAUAGCGCCGCAAGGUGUUCCUACUUACACCGAAGUUCUUUUUGCCCAUCUGGCGGCAAGGUCUGAUGCACGUGUUGUAGCCAUCACGACUCCUAAUCGGGAUCGUAAUGUGCAUGCUCUCUUUGAGACUUCCGAUGGUGACGCCUGUGUCAACGGUUCUCCCUCCUUUGAGGGGAUUGCCACUCAUCUUCCUUACCCUGUUCGCCACGUGGAUCAUAAGUUUGAGAUGACGGCCGCACAAUUUAAAUGCUACUGCGAUUACGUGCUGGAGGCCUAUUGUCCUUUGUGGUGCUCUUACACACUGUUUGGAGUUGGGGAUAAUUUCACGCAAGGGGCAAUUUUUUACUCUGCUUCGUCUUUGGAUGUUUCUGUUUUCGUGGAGGAUUCAAAUGCGGCAAACACAACAUUUGCGGCACUGAGAAAAAAACAAACGAUUGAAAAAUGA